This is a messenger RNA of Diceros bicornis minor, 1481 nucleotides long. RefSeq names its product deoxyuridine 5'-triphosphate nucleotidohydrolase-like. Gene Ontology annotation, biological process: dUMP biosynthetic process; dUTP catabolic process. The record is from RefSeq and is a predicted model, not a curated record. Lineage: Eukaryota; Metazoa; Chordata; Mammalia; Perissodactyla; Rhinocerotidae. Bases 585 to 1349 code for a protein of 254 amino acids. Gene Ontology annotation, molecular function: dUTP diphosphatase activity; magnesium ion binding. The transcript has 2 exons.
CCUUUCCUAUUCAAACGAAAGAACGAAAGCAUAAUUCUCAUGCUAAUCAGCUGGUGCAGAUUCGUGCAACGCACAACCCAGGCUUAGCACAAUGGGUCCACGAAAAGAGUGGACACUUGGGAGAACAAGCUUCAUACAGGUGGGCACAACAAAGGGGAAUCCUUGUCACCCAUGAUGAUAUUGCCACUGCAGUACAACAAUGUCAGUUAUGCCAACAGUUAAAUAAACGGGGAGUUCCACACCCCUACCAAGGUCAUAUCCAAAAGGGAUUAUUUCCCGCCCAUACCUGGCAAAUAGAUUUUAUUGGACCAUUGCCUAAUUCUUGUGGAUAUACUUAUGCCUGCACUGCUGUUGAUACAUAUUCUGGUUAUUUAUUGGCUAUACCAGCUAAAGUGGCCACCCAACAGAGUGCCAUAAAAUUAUUAGAUAUAAUCAAGUUAUAUUAUGGAACACCAAGGCAAAUUCAGAGUGACAACGGUUCCCACUUUACAGGUAAGUUGAUUCAAACCUAUACCAAGGAAAAUUAUAUAGAAUGGAUUUAUCAUAUACCUUAUUACCCCCAAGCUGCAGGCCUCAUAGAACGAAUGAAUGGAUUGCUUAAACAACAAUUGAGGAAACUUGGUCAUGGCUCAUUAAAGGGGUGGCACAACCAUCUAAGUACUGCUCUAAAUGUGUUAAAUAAUAGGCCACUAGGCCCUAAUGAGACUCCUCUGUCAAGGUUGUUACCAACAAAGAUUACAGAAGUGGCAGCCGCCACCCAUGAGCUUAUGACCUUAACCUAUCGGCCCCUGACUCAGUCUGCUAAACCGCCUUUUCGUGCCACGGCCGAAGCGGCUGGAUUGGAUUUAUCUACUGUUCAUUCUAUUCAAUUGCCCCCUAAGAAGCAGUCUAUAGUCCCUACUGGGAUAGGGGUACAAUUUCCCAAAAAUACCUUUGGUUUGUUAAAAGGACGCUCUGGACGGGCAGCAAAAGGUAUUGAUGUACUAGGAGGAGUUAUUGAUCCAGAUUACCAAGGAGAAAUAAAAUUUAUAUUAUAUAAUGGUAGUGACACAGUACUAACUGUAGAGUCUGGGGAACGAGUGGGACAAUUAUUGGUGCUUCCCCUCCUGACCCCAAAUGUGUCACAAGGACAACCUCCAAGUGAAUUAACUAAAAGAGGAAUGCAAGGAUUUGGGUCUACCGAUGGAUGGAAACCUGGAGCAAAGAUGUGGGUGACACAUCCACCCAAUGCGGCUCCGCGUGCCGCAGAAGUAGUGGCCCAAGGGCCCACUGCAACGCUCAUAGUUAUGUAUCCAGGAAAUGAACAAUUAUAUCAUGUUCCUAAAAAUUCUGUUUCUUUGCGUGAAUAGAUAUUCCUGCUGUGUUUGCUAUGCUGUGCUGCACUUCCAUGUCUGCUGCAGACCUACAUGCCAACUAAUGUCUCUGUAGGACAACCUUUGACCCUGCACUGCUGGACCAACUGUUCUACACCAGUGGGACCU